This is a messenger RNA of Plodia interpunctella (Indianmeal moth), 6186 nucleotides long. RefSeq lists its product as uncharacterized. The coding region runs from base 264 to 6071 and encodes 1935 amino acids. NCBI's taxonomy places the organism in Eukaryota, Metazoa, Arthropoda, Insecta, Lepidoptera, Pyralidae. The record is from RefSeq and is a predicted model, not a curated record. The transcript has 14 exons.
AAUUAAAAUCAUGAAAUGAAAAUGGCCGACUGACCAUCAAUAGCGGCUUUCUGUCAAAAUAAUAAAAUAAGUUUGAGAGAAGCAUUAGCAAUGGGAAUAAUUAUAUCUUAGUUAAGUUUAACUAAUUAGCUAUAUGAUUCGCCAACGUCACAUUACUGACGGAUUAUUAAUUUUGUAAAGGUCAUUUACACCUAUGCAGUUUAGUGCUUCGUGUCUUGCAUAGUAAAGUGUAUUUAGUGUAGCUGUUUAUAUCUUAGGCUAAAAUGAGUGAUGAUGGCAGUGACGAUUCACCUCCGCGUCCCAAGCGGAGGAUAAAAAAGGUGAUAGUGUUGUCAUCAGAGUCUGGGUCUGACAGUGAUGAAAGCAUCGGCGCCACGACACGUAGAAAGAGACUCAGGCAGGUGGUGAGCGAUGCAGAGAGUAGCAGCAGUGGCGGGUCCGUGGUGCGCGCGGGCACUCGGCACCGCCGCACUCUGCCCAAGCUGAGGGACUCAGACGCCGAAAGCGACUCAUCCUCCGGCGGCUCCACAAAACCUGAACCUAAGCCUGCACCAUCCAACAAACCCACAUCAGGUUUUGCCUCUGACAGCUCAGAUGGAAAUACUGAUAAGUGCUCAAUUUGCCUCUUACGGUUCACAGACCAAGAGGUGGGAACUCCUGAAAACUGUGAACACAUAUUCUGCUUGGAUUGCAUCACAGAGUGGUCUAAAAAUGUGAACACUUGUCCAGUAGACCGGAUAACUUUUAACUCAAUUGUAGUGAGAGUGUGUGCUGGGGGCAGAGUCUUGCGUACUGAGCCUGUGAAGGUGGUGGAACGCCGCUCCUCUGUAGACCUGCUGGUUGUAGAGGAUCCUACUGCCUGUGAGGUCUGUGGCAGCACAGACAAUGAAGAGAGCAUGCUGCUGUGUGAUGGCUGCGACCUCGGCUAUCACAUGCAGUGCCUUCUGCCUCCUGUCUCUCAGAUUGGUCGGACGGGUCCGCGCGGAAUUCCAUGGUCGCGUAUGGCAGACAGCCUAUUAAUGUUUUUGUACAGACGUCACCGUCAGGUGCCCAUAGAUCAAUGGCUUUGUCCAAAUUGCGACGACUUACUCGACGUAAUUCAUUUUGCCGAGGUUGACGAUUUAUUUUCUGGGAUUGCUGACAUGGACCUCCCUUUAGGUCCUCGAGCGGUUCCUCUGAGGGAGCCUAGGAACGUGAGAAGGUCAUCACGGAACGUAAACAGGCAGGAUGAGCCAUCUACGUCUAGUGGUCGGCGAGAGAUUAACGCAGACAAUCUCCCCACAUCGUCUAGGACUUCGGGUGCAUCUCAAAGCGGUUCCCACGGGACCACCAGGCGCAGGAAUACCGGGACUAAGCGCAGGAGGACUACAAGGAGAAGCAAAACUGUUGUCAUCGAGUAUGAGAUCCAAGAGAAUGGGAAGUGUCCCGUCACAAAGACGAUCAAGAGAAGGGUUCAGAAAAGACGGACGAAAAAGCGUCAGCCGCGGACGGCGGCGCGGCGCGCGCUCGUGCGCGCGAGCGUGCGCGCGCGCCUCGCGGCGCUGCGAGCGCGCGCUGUGUCGCCGCCGCCGCUCCGCAGCCAUCGGCCCGGGAUCCCCGCGCUGACUCUCUUUGGCAACCACGACGAACUGGAUUACUUCUCAGAAGAUGAGGGAGCGUCUGAGGGAGCCACCACUGCGGUCGUUGCGAGACCCACUUCUAGUGUUAUUAGUGCUUAUAGACAGGCCCGUCGGAAGAUGAUCAGCAUUCCUUCUCCGCCGCACGCCUCCUCCGCCCCGGACGUGUUGUCCAGCAUUCUAGAAAGCCAGACCUUGCUACACUCUAAGAAGUCCGUAGUCUCAAUCAACGUCGACGGUAACGUCACCAUCAAACUGGAAACACACAAAAAUGGCGUCAAAAAACCGGUCACAGAGAAGAGAGAUGAUAAAGUUGAUUUGUCGAAAGGAGAAGACGCUAGCAAGAAAGUCCCAUCAUAUCCUGGACAGUCGAGAGGUGGGGGUGGUUGGGGAGGGGGCUACCGGGGAAAUUACCAUCGCGAACAAACCGGCAACUUCCGGGGGGGCUAUGACGGAGGCUACCAAGGCUACCAGACCCGGCCUCAAGGCAAUAACUACCAGAACCAAAAUAACGCGCGUCACGAUGGCCAGUCGUACGGCGACUUCCCUAGAAGACCACACCAGUAUUUGCAGGAUGAGGAAUUUGAUCGACGAAGGUCUCUGCCGGAUAACAGACAGAAUUAUCAAAAUCAGAGGCAGGAGCAGCGUUUUGGGAAUAAUUGGCAGCCAUACAACGCGCCACAGCGACCGGACAACCACGCAGAAGGCCCAUCCCCGAGACACUCUUUCGGAGGCUUUGAAAAUCCUUUAGAUAUGCGCACGGGGGCCACCGGUUCACAACCGACCCCUCUGCUCUCACGCCCGGCGCCGCAGCCCUAUCAGCCGCUACCGGAGCCUCCUUCUUUCAGAUUUGACCCGAGCAAAACUUCUGACGUCGACAAAUCUGAAGAUGAGAAAAGCGAUUCCGGCCUCGUCAUCGAUACGGAGAAAUAUGAUCCGACAGAGCCGACGAAUGAUGAAGAAGAUAGUGGAGAAGAAUCUGGUCCUUCAAGUGCCAAGGAGCCCUUGCCGGCGCCCACCGCGCCGCCGCCGCCCCCGUCGCUGCCCCCCGGCAUGCAGAGCUUGCUCGCCGGCAUCGACACCACAGCGAUCAAUGUGCCUCCUAGUGUGCUCGACACUGCCGUGAGACAAGUGCUGCAAGAACACAGGGGUCUCAUAUCGUCGCCGGCCGCGGCGCCGCGGCAGCCGACCAGCGACGACGAUUCGGACGGAGAUUGUCCCAACUUCUCCAUCUAUUCCGCCACGAGCGUCCACAUCGCUAACAACACGGGCAUCACGCCCGAUGAACAACCGCCUCUACCUCCGGUUGAUGAUAUGCAAGAUUUAGUACAAGAAGACGACGAUACAGCCACGCCUGAUACGAUCACUCCUGAAGCUGGAAAUUCGCCGCUUGAAAGAGAUUUGUCAGACCACAAAUCUACUACAAGUACUAAAAUCAAUGAAAUUAAGAAGAAAGAAGAUGAAUAUAAAGAAAAAGUGUCCAAGCGGUGUCCGAUCACGCCGAUACCCCGGAAUCCUAUAAAGAUCAAGAUAAACACGCCGUCACUGAUCAAACGGGUGUCGUUGUAUGACGAUGAUGAACCGGCUGAAGAGGAAGAAUCCACUAAAAUGAACGAGACACCAACAGAUAAACAACCUGAAAAAAUAAUAGAAAGUUCAAAAGACAACAUAGUAAAAGAAUCUUUAGAAAAAGACGAAUCAAUUAAUAAAGAAACAGAAAAAAAAUCUGAGGCAGUAACUAAAGUUGUGGCCGAGGAUAAUGAUAGAGAAAAAUCGCCUGGAAAAGACGAAGGAAUCUCAGCGGAGAAAGAUGAAAUCAAAGAUGAUAUUAAUGAGGAUGUUGUGGGAGCACCUGUGAACGGAGAUGCUAAAACUCCAGACAAACAUGACGAGGAAGAUGACGGCGAGGCCAAAUCUGAGGGAGAACGUUCUGACGAUGGAAUAUCAGAGCCAGAAAUGGGAGACAAGCGGCGCCGUGGAAAUGACGAUGAUAAGAAUGAAGAGAUAGUUGAGAAAAUGACGGAAUCCAUCAGCGAGACUGAGGACGAGCGCAGCUACACGCCUUGCCUCGACGAGAACAAGUCCAAAGAUACCUCGCUAGAGACGGAAAAAGAUAAAGCAUUAGAAGGGCUCGAUACCGAAAUGAUAUCAGAAGACGAAGGCAACGAGAUGUUCUCUGAUCAGGAUAAGGCUUCCUUUAGAGAAACUCCGCCGCCAGUCCCGCGACAAGAAGAAGAAGAUGGCGAAAUCACCGAGAAGAGGAAAGAUAAAGAAGAAAAGGAAGAGGUGAAAAAGAAGAAGAAGGCUUCCAAAAAAGAAGGGAAAGAGAAAGGCAAGAGCAAGAAAAAGAGCGAAGUGGUUUUCAAAAAGUUGAGCAAGAGCGGUAAAGAGCGUAAUUACCGCGAGCGAGACAAAGACAAGAAGAAGAAUAGAGAUUCAGACGGGGAGAAAGAAAAGAAAAAACGCAAAGAGAAGCGUAAGGACCUGGAGCGGUACGAUGUGAGGACCGUGGUGACGGAGAAGCGGAGGAAGGUGAAGGAUCCGUUCGGGAGAGACGUGUCCCCGCGGCGCUCGGCCUCCCCCUCCCCCUCCCCCUCGCCCUCCCCCUCCCCCUCCCCGGCGCGCUCCGCCUCGCUGUCCCGCGGGCCCUCGGCCUCGCCGCCGCGUCGCGUGCGGCGCUCGCUGUCUCGUCCGCGGCGCCUGUCGCUCACUCCGCGGUCGGCGACGCCGGUGCUGCCGGCGCCGGCGCGGCGGCGCUCGCCGGCCCCGGCGCGGCGCCGGCGCCGGUCCGGGUCGCGCCGGCGCUCGUCCCGGCGCCGGCGCUCGAGCUCCCGCAGUCGCAAGCGCCGCCGCUCUGCGUCCAAAUCUCCUUCUAAACCCAAGUCGGGGAAGCGGCGGCGCCGCGCGCGGUCGGAGCGCGAGGAGUCGCGCGCGCGCACCAAGCGGCGGCGGCGCCCGUCGCCCGCGUCCGUGGACUCGCGCCUGCUGUCGCCGCGCACGCCGCCGCCCGACGCCCCGCUCGACGCCCCGCCCACGCCCACGCCCACGCCCCGCCUCAGACACCGACGCAUGAGAGAUAACACAGGCCCGUCUAAAGAAGUGUUCACUUCGGGAGAUAACAUCCUCGUCAGUGUUAGCUUCAAGGAGCAGGACCGCGCGCGCUCGGCGUCGCGCGGACGGCGGCGCGCGCGGCGGCGGGCGGCGCCCCCGGCGCCCCCGCCCGCGCCCCCGGCGCCCCCGCCCGCCGCCGCGCGCCCCGUCGCCAUCAUCGACCUGGAGCGCUCUCCCUUCCGCGAGCUCACGCCUGAGCAGCGCGACGUCAUCGUGCUCAGCGACAGCGACCACGGCAAGGAUCACACAGAGGAGCCCGCGAUAGCUAAACCGGCUCAAGCGUCCCCCGCGCCGGAGCCGGCCGCGGCGUCCGGGCCGAAGACCCCGCCGUCCCCGCACGCGGCGCCGGCGGCCGCGCCCGCCGCCGCGGCGCCCGCAGAGCCUGGCGCUGCGGAGCCCCGCGGCCCCAACACGCCGCCGGAGCCCCCCGAGUCCCCGGACGCCUACGACCCGUUCGAGCCGACGCGGUCGGCAUCGGCGUCGCCGCGCGCGGCCGCGGCUGCGGCUGCGGCUGCCGCGCCCGCCACCAUGACGCUGGAGGCGGCGCAGAAGACAAAUAUGUCGGCCGACGAGGUCAUCGACCGCCGACCGCUCUCGCCUAUGGAGAAGGUGCUACAGUUGUUGCAAUCGACGCGCGAUGCGCCCCCGUCGCCGGUGCCGGGCGCGGGCCACACUCCGCAGCCGGCGCCGGAGCCGCAGCCGGCGCCGGCCAAGCAGCCGCGCAUCGUCCUCCCCGAGCCCGCCAAGCUGUUCCUGGCCAAACCCUCGCCCAUCAAGUCCGACCCGAUCAAACCUAUGCAGAUGCAGACGAGCAAGAUCUCGCGGCUGCCGCUGCCGCGGCGGCCGGCGCCGGCGGCGCUGCCGGCGCUGGAGCCGUCGGAGUCGCCGUACUCGCCGGGCUCCUCGGACUUCGGCGAGUUGUUCUCGCCGCGGCCGCAGCACGCGCAGCACGCGCAGCGCACGCGUCGCGCGCGCGCUAAGCACGCCAAGGUCCCCGUCAAGCUCAGGAAGAAAGGCAAGACGCAAGUGGGCGUGAAGAUAGACGAGGACAACCUGAAGAUCCUGGACGAGCUGCCGUCGUCGGCCGUGGAGAUGCAGGUCAAGAGCAAGUUCUUGAAGAAGCUGAACCGUCAAGAGCGAGUGGUGGAGGAGGUGAAGCUGGUGCUGAAGCCGCACUACAACAAGAAACACGUGACCAAGGACGAGUAUAAGGAUAUCCUGCGCCGAGCCGUGCCCAAGAUCUGCCACAACAAGACGGGCGAGAUCAACCCCACGAAGAUCCAGGCGCUGGUGGAGGCCUACGUCAAGAAGUUCAGGAAAAAACACAAACAGCCGCCCGCGUAGCAGAUUCUAUCAGAUGUAAUAUUGUAAUUAUAAUUUAUGUACGAAUCUUGUAUUUUACUUAAAGACGUUUAAUUUAAUUAUGAAAUAGAAUAAAUCUUAGAUUGAUUUAUACAAA